Messenger RNA from Meriones unguiculatus (Mongolian gerbil), 243 nucleotides. Its product is annotated as WAP four-disulfide core domain protein 15B-like. Gene Ontology annotation, molecular function: peptidase inhibitor activity. The coding region runs from base 1 to 243 and encodes 80 amino acids. The record is from RefSeq and is a predicted model, not a curated record. Gene Ontology annotation, cellular component: extracellular region. The transcript has 2 exons. NCBI's taxonomy places the organism in Eukaryota, Metazoa, Chordata, Mammalia, Rodentia, Muridae.
AUGGAGCUGCGUAUCCUCUCUCUAUUCACAAUGAGCAUCCUUCUCUGCUGCAGUAUUGCUCAUUUCAUAUUCAAGAGGAGUGAGGUUAUGUCCAAACGCGGGUAUUGCCCAGAGUUUCAUGUUCCCUGCCCUUUUGUCCUCGUGCCCAAAUGCAAGCGUGAUAGAGGCUGCAAGGGGUCCAAAAAGUGUUGUUUCUACUACUGUCAGAUGCGCUGUGUGGACCCCUGGGAGAGUUUGGAUUAG